Eubalaena glacialis (North Atlantic right whale) is the source of this 1607-nucleotide messenger RNA. It is a transcript of the gene SOCS2, whose product is annotated as suppressor of cytokine signaling 2. Gene Ontology annotation, biological process: phosphatidylinositol phosphate biosynthetic process; intracellular signal transduction. The record is from RefSeq and is a predicted model, not a curated record. Gene Ontology annotation, molecular function: 1-phosphatidylinositol-3-kinase regulator activity. Bases 452 to 1048 code for a protein of 198 amino acids. Gene Ontology annotation, cellular component: phosphatidylinositol 3-kinase complex. Lineage: Eukaryota; Metazoa; Chordata; Mammalia; Artiodactyla; Balaenidae. The transcript has 3 exons.
CGCGCACACAGCGCUCCGGGGACAGACAUUUAACUCUUGUCUAGUCUCGCCGCCGCCGCCGCGGCUCGCGGGCCUUGGGCUUCCCUUGAAGCAUGAGCCUUCUCGCCCGCCGCCACUGGCACUGCGCGGGCCGCGGACAGUGCGCGCCGGGGCCCCGGGCGCACAGCCUCAGGAUCCCCGUCGCCUACAGCUGGGGCGCCGGAGGAGCUCGGGCAGGGGCCCGCGGCAGGCAAACUGUGCGUGACCGCGCCUGCGGGGGAUUUUGCCAUCCGUGCACCGGGACCCGGGGAGGAAGAACCAGCGGCUCCCCAUUACCUCCCCCUCCAUUUCCAUUUCGCGGACCCCUCAGGGACUCGUUUUGGGGUUCCUACUGACUUCUAAGAAGGACGCGUGCCCCUCUCUGACCCCAUCUCGGGCGGCCACCUGUCUUUGCCGCGGUGACCCUUCUCCCAUGACCCUGCGGUGCCUCGAGCCCUCCGGGAAUGGCGCGGAAGGGACGCCGAGCCAUUGGGGGACCUCGGGGUCGGCGGAGGAGCCGUCCCCGGAGGCGGCGCGUCUGGCGAAGGCCCUGCGGGAACUUAGUGACACAGGUUGGUACUGGGGAAGUAUGACUGUUAAUGAAGCCAAAGAGAAAUUAAAAGAGGCACCAGAAGGAACUUUCUUGAUUAGAGAUAGUUCGCAUUCAGACUACCUACUAACAAUAUCUGUUAAAACAUCAGCUGGACCAACUAAUCUUCGCAUCGAAUACCAAGAUGGGAAAUUUAGAUUGGACUCUAUCAUAUGUGUCAAGUCCAAGCUUAAACAAUUUGACAGUGUGGUUCAUCUGAUCGACUACUAUGUUCAGAUGUGCAAGGAUAAGCGGACGGGCCCAGAAGGCCCCCGGAACGGCACUGUUCACCUUUAUCUGACCAAACCGCUCUACACAUCAGCACCACCUCUGCAGCAUCUCUGUAGACUCACCAUUAACAAAUGUACCGGUACCAUCUGGGGACUGCCUUUACCAACAAGACUAAAAGAUUACUUGGAAGAAUAUAAAUUCCAGGUAUAAGUGUUUCUCUUUUUCUAAACAUGCCUCCUAUAGAGUAUCUCCGAAUGCAGCUAUGUAAAAGAGAACCAAAACUUGAGUGACGGCUCUGGAUAACUACGCGGAAUUCUAAGAACAGCUGAAGUCAAUCUAAUUUAAACGUGUGGAGGGGUAGCUAGGUAUUUAAAGUUCCCCCAAAUAUUUUCACCUGAGUGAUGCUUCCCUUCCUAAGGCUGACCAAGACCAGUUUAUCCUUUUAAGUUAAAAAUAAAACGUCCCAAGUAAAGGCUGAAGGAACACUUUAUCAGAACUCUUUGCCUUUCUGAGGUUCCUGUUAGGUGGAAGGUGCCAGCACCGGCAGUAGAGAAAGAGCUCCACUUAGGAGUGCUGAAGAAGUGGAAGGAACCAAACUGACACAGGCUUAACUUCAAUUUUGUAUGCCUGGUGAUCAGAGUCUAUUUUAGGACAUUUGAUAUUUUGCAUUCUGAUGUACUUAGGAGAUUUGUUAAACAGAUAUGCUUGUGAGUAUUUAUCCUUCAUUUUAUGCAAUUAACCAAAUCAACCAAAAAAAGUGACCAUGAAA